AUGAGAUGGAGAGCGCGCAAAGAAGCUCGAUCUGCCAGAGCUAUUGAAUCAAGUAUCCAAUUCCAGGCUCUCCGUGGAUGGGUCCGACGAGCUCGCAAACGACUUCACUUAUUUCGAAAAAACGAUGUGGACAUCGAAACGAAUUUCCGAGAAGCAAUACGAGAAAAUCCAGAAGAAGAGGAAGAAAAGUCUGGAAUCUUUCACUUUACCGUUGACGAGCACUCGAAUUCCUUCUAUCUCUGGACUUGUCUUAUCAGUCUCGUCGCCAUGCACCCUCUCAUCUUCACUGCUCUUUCAGUCUUCAACGAUAUUCAUCCGUUUCUUCGAAGAACUGGACCGUUCAAUUUGAUAUUCGACUUGUUGAAUAUAAUGGACUUGAUUGUGCACACAAGAAUUGAAUAUGUGGAGAAUGGCGUGGCAGUGAAGAAUUUGUCAAAGUUGAUGCAUCACAGAUUGAAGUCGAAAUUCUUCAUUCUGGACGUGAUUGCAGUGGUGCCUGCUGAGUCGUUGGAAGUUUUUGGGCAGAGUUUCUUCUGGGCAAGGAUUAAUAGGCUGACGAAGUGCUACCGUCUAUUCGACUUCUCCACUCAAACCGACACCCGAACAACGUCUCCUCACGCAUUCGGCCUCUUCAAACUCAUUUUUAUUUGUCUUGUCAUUUUCCACUGGAAUGGAUGCCUCUAUUUUCAUAUCAGCAAGUUCUAUAAUUAUACAACUGCGAGGCUGGAGCAUUGGAUAUUCUCAUAUGACAAAAUUAUCAACCCAAUCCUUGCUGCAUGUGUCACGGAUAUCCCUAACGACAAAGACUUUUGUGAUACCGAUGACUUUCUGAUAACUCACCUGCCGGAUAAUGAAGUGCAAAGUACCGUAACCAGUUUUAUGGACACUUGGAACAAUAAAACCAGAACCCUGAAAUUCGACAACUUUUUCCGUCAAUACGCCCUAAGUUUCUAUUGGUCUGCACUCACUUUGGUGACACUUGGCGAGCAGCCAUCUCCAUGUACAACAUUCCAGAAUGCGUUUGAAAUUGGGGAUACUCUUCUGGGAUUAGUCAUUUUUGCGGUUAUUGUGGGAGAUGUUGGUAACAUGGUGGUGGCGAUAAAUUUGAGGAAAUCAGAGUUUGAGAAUGUGCUGGAUGGAUGCAAACGGUUCAUGGUUUACAGAAAGGUCCCCAACCUUCUCCGAAAAAAGGCGGUCGAGUACUUUGGCUAUGUCUGGGCUCAUGGUGGAGCACAAGUUGAUGAAGAAGAAAUCGCCGAGUUCCUUCCACCCCGACUCUUCGGUGAAAUCGCGGUGGAGAUUCACAUGGACACUUUGAAAAAAGUCAAGUUGUUUGAGGAUUGUGACCCGAGACUGUUGUAUGAGCUCAUUUUGAAGCUACAACUACGAGUGUACAGCCCCAUGGACUACAUCUGCAAAAAAGGAGAAGUCGGAACUGAAAUGUACAUUGUCAAGGAGGGUUUUGUGGAGGUUGUCAGUGAGGAUGGCCAGACGAUCUUUGUAACACUUCCCGCCGGGUUUGUGUUCGGCGAGUUGUCGAUUCUGAAUAUUCCAGGGAACAAGAAUAAGAAUUUAAGGACUGCUUCGGUUAGGUCCAAAGGAUACUCUGAUUUAUAUGUUCUGGAUAAGGAAGACCUUUGGGAAGCGCUCCGAGAGUAUCCACAGGCCAAGGACUCUCUGAUAGAAAAGGGGAUUCAGAUUCUGGAAAAGGAUAAAAUGAUUGACCCGAAUAUGGUAGAUGAUGAGGAAGGAGACUUCGGAGGGUCUAUCGAGGAGUAUUUGGAACAUUUGGAGAAGGAGAUUCUGAAAAUAACAACGAUUGUGGAUGACGCGGAGAAGAGUAUUCAUACGUCUCAACAAAGAAUGAAAACUCGAUUGUUCGGAAUGGAAAUGGAGCUGAUUGGGGAGAUGAGAAGAAUGGGAAAGGGGAGGAAGAAUCGAUGGAAGGGAGUGACGACGUUCUAG
This is a messenger RNA of Caenorhabditis remanei, 1965 nucleotides long. RefSeq lists its product as uncharacterized. Gene Ontology annotation, cellular component: intracellular cyclic nucleotide activated cation channel complex; plasma membrane. Bases 1 to 1965 code for a protein of 654 amino acids. Gene Ontology annotation, molecular function: protein-containing complex binding; intracellularly cGMP-activated cation channel activity; intracellularly cAMP-activated cation channel activity. Lineage: Eukaryota; Metazoa; Nematoda; Chromadorea; Rhabditida; Rhabditidae. The record is from RefSeq and is a predicted model, not a curated record. The transcript is spliced from 11 exons. Gene Ontology annotation, biological process: monoatomic cation transmembrane transport.